Messenger RNA from Microthlaspi erraticum, 666 nucleotides. The record is from the annotation of a GenBank genome assembly. NCBI's taxonomy places the organism in Eukaryota, Viridiplantae, Streptophyta, Magnoliopsida, Brassicales, Brassicaceae.
AUGGCUGCCUCCAACUCCAUUUUCACCGCCGCUCCGUCGCGAAACCUUACAUGCAUCGCUCUUCAACAGUCUCCACUGCUAAGUCAUCCACUCUCCAGAUCGAGCUCCGUCGCGUUUCGUCCCAAACGCCGAUCCAGCUCCCUCGUCUUGUGCUCCACCGAUGAAUCAAAGAGCACCGCAGGGAAAGAGAUCCCAAUAGAACUCAGGUACGAGGCUUUUCCAACGGUGAUGGACAUCAAUAAGAUUCAAGAGAUUUUGCCUCACAGAUUCCCGUUUCUGUUAGUGGAUAGAGUGAUAGAGUACACAGCGGGUGUAUCUGCGGUUGCUAUUAAAAACGUAACCAUUAAUGACAAUUUCUUUCCUGGGCAUUUCCCUGAGAGGCCGAUUAUGCCUGGAGUCCUCAUGGUUGAGGCCAUGGCUCAGGUAGGGGGUAUAGUGAUGCUGCAACCAGAAGUAGGCGGAUCCAAAACCAACUUCUUCUUUGCGGGAAUCGACAAAGUGAGAUUCAGGAAGCCAGUGAUUGCAGGUGAUACUCUGGUGAUGAGGAUGACGCUUGUGAAGCUGCAGAAGCGGUUCGGGAUAGCGAAAAUGGAAGGGAAAGCAUACGUAGGGAGCUCUGUGGUGUGCGAAGGAGAGUUCUUGAUGGCUAUGGGAAAAGAAGAGUGA